AUGGCCGCCUCUGUCUCCGCGGCUGCCGCUGCUGCGCUUGACAGCUCGAAAAACACAUUAAAACUCGAGAAUACAGAGAAAAGAGAUACACUUAUUGCUCUUGAGAAAAAAUAUCAGGCAUUAUGGAAGGAGAAAAAGGUCUUCGAGGUGGACGCUCCAUCUCUCUCGGAAAUCCCUGCGCAAAGCAUGUCUUCGGCUGAGCUCCAAGAGAAGCACCCAAAGUUCUUUGGAACCAUGGCCUUCCCCUAUAUGAAUGGAACUCCCCAUGCCGGACACAGUUUCACAGCGAGUAAGGUCGAGUUUAUGACUGGAGUUGCGCGAUUGGAAGGAAAACGGGCUUUGUUUCCCCUUGGAUUCCAUUGUACUGGUAUGCCCAUUAGGGCGUGUGCAGACAAGCUGGUGGACGACAUCAAGAAAUUCGGCAAAAAUUUCGAGAAUUAUAAGGAAGAGGAUGAGGCUGAUGCUGUGCCUGCCCCAACCCAAGAGAUCGCUAAAGAGGACUUGUCGAAAUUCUCUGGUAAAAAGAGCAAAGCGGCCAGCAAAGCUGUUAAGUUGAAAUACCAAUUCCAAAUCAUGAUGGCUUUAGGUAUACCCCUUGAGGAAGUUCACAAAUUCGCUGAUCCAGAGCAUUGGCUUCAGCAUUUCCCACCUCUAUGGAUAAGAGAUCUCGACAGUAUGGGUGCAAGAGUAGACUGGCGAAGACAGAUGGUAACAACCGAUGUCAACCCCUAUUUUGAUUCAUUUGUUCACUGGCAGAUGAUCCGUCUCCACGAAAUGGGAAAAAUUCUAUAUGGAAGUCGGUACACAAUUUACUCACCAAAGGAUGGCCAGCCUUGUAUGGACCACGAUAGACUUGAUGGGGAGGGUGUUGGGCCUCAGGAAUAUACGGCAAUGAAAUUGAAGGUCAAAGAGUGGUCUCCGAAAGCAAAGGAGAUCGUCCAAAGCAAAAUUGAAGAGGAUGCAAAUGUUUACUUUGUCCCUGCAACAUUGCGGCCGGAGACCAUGUAUGGACAGACUUGCUGUUUCGUGGGUCCUGCCAUUUCAUAUGGUCUUUUUAAGGUCAAGGAGAAGGAAUAUUAUGUUGUUACGAAGAGAGCAGCCUGGAAUAUGGCAUUCCAAGGAAUUUUCUUUGAUGUUAAUAACCUCCCCAAGUCCCAGGAUGAGUUGCCCCCAGUCGUUGAGGCCCCUGGUUCCGCACUCAUCGGUACUCUUGUUGAUGCUCCACUUUCCUUCCACAAAGAAGGCGUUAGAAUUCUUCCCAUGGAGACUGUGUCCGCUAGCAAAGGAACUGGUGUUGUUAGCUGUGUACCAUCUGACAGCCCUGAUGACUUUGCAACCAUUUCGGAUCUCGCAAAGAAAGCCGAUUAUUAUGGCAUCCAAAAGGAGUGGGCAGAGCUUGAAAUCCACCCGCUUAUUGAAACGCCGACUUACGGUAACCUCACAGCUCCAGCUCUAGUGAAGCAGCUUAAGAUAAACUCGCCAAAGGAUACCGUCCAGCUUGCUCAAGCCAAGGAUCUAGCAUAUACUGAGGGCUUCUACAAGGGUAAAAUGCUUGUUGGUGAAUUCAAGGGAGAACCCGUUCAAACUGCCAAGGAGAAGGUCCGCAAUUCUCUUAUCAAGAGUGGUGACGCCUUUCCAUUCGCUGACCCCAUGGGCAAAGUUACGAGCAGAAGUGGUGAUGAUUGUGUUGUUGCAUACCUUGGCCAAUGGUUCCUCAAUUAUGGUGAAAAUGACCCCGAAUGGCAGAGCACUACGCUCAAAUAUGUCACAGAUGACUUGAAUACUUACUCGGAAGAAACAAGGCACGGUUUCGAAAAGAACCUUGACUGGCUCAACCGCUGGGCUUGCGCCAGAACUUACGGGUUGGGAUCGAAACUCCCCUGGGACCCGCAGUUCCUUGUUGAGAGUUUGAGUGACAGUACCAUAUAUCAGUGCUAUUACACUAUCUCUCACCUUCUUCACGCAGACAGAUACGGAAAGGAACCCGGCAAGCUCGGCAUCAAGCCUGAGCAAAUCACCAAUGAUAUUUGGGAUUAUAUCUUUGCCAGGCGUGAUCUUGAUGAUGAUCUAGCCCAAAAGAGUGGAAUCAGCAAGGAAUCUCUUUUGACUUUAAGACGGGAAUUUGAAUAUUGGUACCCACUCGAUGUUCGAAUUUCUGGAAAGGAUCUCAUCCAAAACCAUCUUACCUUCUUCCUCUACGUCCACAUUGCUCUAUUCCCACGAGAAUACUGGCCUCGUGGCGUGCGAGCCAACGGACAUCUUCUUCUUAAUGGAGAAAAGAUGAGUAAGAGUACUGGAAACUUUUUAACUCUCAGGGAUGCCGUUGAUAAGUACGGUGCGGAUGCCACCCGUAUCGCUUUUGCAGACGCUGGUGAUGCCAUUGAGGAUGCCAACUUUGAUGAAACUGUGGCCAACAGCAAUAUUCUCCGUAUGUAUACUCUCAAAGAAUGGAUUGAGGAGACCGUUGCAGACAAGUCUCUCCGCACUGGACCUACAGAUGCAUUCUUGGACAAAGUGUUUGAUAAUGAAAUGAACGCGCUUGCUAGGGAGGCAAGAAAGCACUAUGUCGACACCAAUUUCAAACUAGCUUUGAAGUCUGCUCUGUAUGACUUCACUAGCGCAAAGGACUUUUACCGUGAGGUGGCCACCGCUUCUGGUAUUGGUAUGCACCGUGAUCUGAUUCUUCGAUAUGUCGAGUUGCAAGCACUCUUGAUAAGUCCAGUUGCGCCUCAUUGGGCAGAGCACAUGUGGCUCGAUGUUCUAAAGAAGCCGGACUCCAUCCAAAAUGCCCGCUUUGCCGAUGUUCCAGAGCCUUCCCCUGGCCUGUCAUCAGCUCUUACCUAUAUCCGCUCUACAACUUCGAACAUCACUUCCUCGGAGGCAGCCUUCAUUAAGAGAAUUUCCAAGGGCAAAAACGUUAAGUUUGACCCCCGAAACCCUAAGAAGAUUACAAUCUUUGUCUCUAGGAAGUUCCCGGCAUGGCAAGAUAAAUACAUUGAGCUUGUCCGUGAAGCUUUUGAUGCUGUCCACUUAACCAUUGAUGACAAGGGACUCAAUGGCAAGGUUGGCAAGCUCGGUGAGAUGAAGAAAGCUAUGCCAUAUGUCCAAACCUUGAAGAAACGUCUGAUCCAAGGCAGGGAAAAGCCAGAAGAUGUUUUCAGCCGAGAAAUGCCCUUUGAUGAGGUCCAAGUUCUUCAUGACAUUACUGGGAACCUGAAGAAGGUUACUGGGGCUAAGGAGGUUGAGAUCAUCGCUGUUGAAGAAGGUGGAAAUGCAGGAACCAAUUUCGAAGGAGUUAGGAAAGAAGACUUGUCCCCUGUUGCACAAAACGCGGUUCCUGGACAACCUAGCUUUAACUUCGAGAAUAUCGAGGCCGCCGCAUGA
This is a messenger RNA of Nannizzia gypsea CBS 118893, 3384 nucleotides long. RefSeq names its product leucyl-tRNA synthetase. Gene Ontology annotation, molecular function: aminoacyl-tRNA deacylase activity; ATP binding; leucine-tRNA ligase activity. Gene Ontology annotation, biological process: leucyl-tRNA aminoacylation. The record is from RefSeq and is a predicted model, not a curated record. The transcript has 4 exons. Bases 1 to 3384 code for a protein of 1127 amino acids. NCBI's taxonomy places the organism in Eukaryota, Fungi, Ascomycota, Eurotiomycetes, Onygenales, Arthrodermataceae.